Molecule: messenger RNA, 4940 nt
Organism: Lutzomyia longipalpis
Lineage: Eukaryota; Metazoa; Arthropoda; Insecta; Diptera; Psychodidae
Gene: tok
Product: tolloid-like protein 1
Exons: 10
Coding region: 614-4666 (1350 amino acids)
Biological process (GO): proteolysis
Molecular function (GO): zinc ion binding; calcium ion binding; metalloendopeptidase activity
Source: RefSeq, a predicted model, not a curated record
AGUUCAUUUCGGUCCGUGCUCCGAAGCGGAGGCUCAAAUCCCGGGACAAUUCCACUCGAAGAGAAAUUAAAUAAGCAAAUGAGUACUCCUCGGUUCUUCCCUUCCUAGUAGUAUAGUUAGAGAAAUUAAUAUUGUCUCGAUCUUUUUCUUUGCUCAUCCACCUCGCAUUUUUAAAAGAAAUAAAAAAAACUCCUGUCGCGAAGUUGAAAGGGAAUCCUGAAUAAAUUGGCUUUUUUGUAUUUCGCCACAAGAGUGUUCAUUCAUCGCGGAUCUUUUUUUUUAUCACCCCAAAUGGUACUUGAACGACUUGAACCCUUUUAGCCGACAAAAAGAGGGAAAGCCAAAAAAAUAUUCUGAGAACACUGAAAGAAAUUUUUACUGUGUGCGUGUUAAAGCAUCCAUAACUGCCAGAACUGCCAGAAAGAUUAUUCUCUGAAAGGGUCAUUACAAAAAAAAUCCUCAAACCCCUAAAAAAUAAAUUUUAAUAAUCUCCAACAAGGCUGAAAAGUUGAAAAACAAUAAAAAGAAAUAAAAAGAUUCGGUGAGAUGUGAAAAGUUCGCGAAAACAGUGAUAUAAUCGCGAGAGAAAAUAUCCCGCACAAAAAAAUCUUGAAUGCAACAAUCUCUGUGUCGUGGCAUGUGGAGUCAAAUUGGUGGAAAAAUGUGCCCCAGAGGGACACUUUGGUGGUACUAUUCAGUGUUUUUUGUGCUCCUCCUUAUCAGCUGUGCCCAUUCAUUUUCAAUUAACCAGUCAAAGAGCAGCAAUGCACCCCCAACUGCCCCCACUGAGGGUGAAAAAUUCACGGAAAAGUUUACAAUUGAGCAGCUACUCUCAAUGAAAUUUCCCUCCAAAAUAUCCGAUGAUAUCGACAUGGAUCCCUGCAAAUCAGUGAGCAACAUGGGAGACAUUGCACUGCCAAAUAUCAACUAUGAGAAUGAAUGGCAGGCCCAGAGGCUCAACAAGUCCUUCCAGGAGGAGCUGGAGAAACUAAAACAGGAAGUCUACCAUGAGGGAUUGCAAGUUGAGGAGGAGGGCUUAACGGAUAUCAUAAGGAAGAAAACCAAACAGGCUCUUGUCGAGACACUCACAGAAGCUCCAAUGACUGACCCAAAGACCAACGACGUGCUGGGGCAUCGCAUUGACACUGUCACGGGGACAAAACUCAAAGAGAAUCCCUUUCAGGCUCCCAAUCCCGAAAUUCAUCCCGACAAUCAAUCAGCCAUCGAUGCCACCAUCAUCCAAACCAAUCACUCCGGCCCAUUGGAUGUUCUUGCAGUAGUAUCUGGCCCCAUUGUGGAGGGUGAGGAGUUGGUGAAGAAGAGUGACGGGAAUGUGACAAGGCACGCAGAAUACGAUAAAAUACAGUCAAACAGCAAGGACAUUGUCAAUCACUCUGGCGAGCACAUUCAGCAAAGGAGGGUGGCCGUUUCGCCAACAAACACCCCCGCCGUUAGGUCCACCCUCCCCAAUCGCUUUAGCAAUGCUGGCGGUAAUGGGGGUCAUUUGGAUGAUAUUGAGACAUUAACUGCAAACGGAGCAAUACGCAGGAGACACCGAAAACGCCGCCAAGGAAGGAAAUUUCUCAGUGCAAUUGAUGAUUACGAAGCGAGAUUUACGAGACUGAAGAAGGAGUUGGAUCGUCCUGUGAUAACAGCUGAAGAUUUCAAGAGCAAACACCACAAAGAGGAGGAGAAUGAAUUGGAGCAGGGUGGUGUCAUGACCACGACGACACCGCUACCGCCACAGAAGAGCGACGAUGGGCUGGAGCAGUACCACCAUCAUCGUAUAACGCGCGCCGCCACAGCCAAAAAGGAGAGAAUUUGGGACUAUGGGGUCAUCCCCUAUGAGAUUGAUGGGAAUUUCAGUGGAGCCCACAAGGCUCUCUUCAAACAAGCCAUGAGGCAUUGGGAGAACUUUACGUGCAUUAAAUUCGUCGAACGAACAUCCGAGCAUCCCAACUUUAUUGUUUUCACAGAACGACCCUGUGGGUGCUGCUCAUUUGUCGGAAAACGCGGCAAUGGGCCACAAGCUAUAUCAAUUGGGAAAAAUUGCGACAAAUUCGGAAUUGUUGUCCAUGAAUUGGGGCACGUGGUUGGUUUCUGGCAUGAGCACACACGACCUGAUCGCGAGAAUCAUGUUGUGAUUGAGAAGACCAACAUCAUGACCGGGCAGGAGUACAAUUUCAAUAAACUGACUGAGGAGGACGUGAAUUCCUUGGGACUCCCAUAUGACUAUGACUCCAUAAUGCACUAUGCCAGGAAUACAUUUUCCAAAAACUAUCUUUCAGGCAAUUACUUGGAUACAAUUCUCCCGAUUGAGGAGAAGGGGCGCAAAAUGCCGGAAAUUGGUCAACGUAUUCGACUAUCCGAAGGCGACAUUGCCCAGGCCAAUUUACUCUACAAAUGUGCAAAGUGCGGUCGAACAUUUCAAGAGAAUGCGGGUGCAUUUACAUCGCCCAGCUACUACAGUAAACUCCCACCCACUGAGCCCGAGAGAUGCGAAUGGCGCAUAACAGCCACACAUGGGGAGAAGAUUGUUCUCAAUAUCACUGAUUUGGAUAUCUUCAAGUCCAACAACUGUCGCACAGAUUAUCUCGAGAUACGCGACGGCUACUGGCACAAAUCACCAAUUCUGGGACGCUUCUGUGGCUCCGGGAAGGUCAAUGAGCUCUUCAAGUCCAACGGCAGCCGUAUGCUUCUCACGUACAUCACGACCCAUCGUCAGGCUCGCUAUAAAGGCUUUGCCGCGCACUACGAGGCUGUAUGUGGGGGUGAACUGAAUUUGCAAUCUAGCGGACAUCUUGAGUCCCCAAACUAUCCACUAGACUAUCUGCCGAACAAGGAAUGCAUUUGGAAGAUCACCGUUCCCAAAGACUACCAGGUGGCUCUUAAAUUUCAAUCGUUCGAAGUUGAAAACCACGAUACAUGCAUGUAUGACUUUGUGGAGAUUCGCGAUGGAGAUCGUGCUGAUUCAAAGCUCAUCGGAGUCUUCUGUGGCUACAAAGUUCCACCAGAUAUCAGAGCUAGUGGCAACAAAUUAUUUGUGAAGUUUGUUUCUGAUGGUUCCGUGCAGAAGGCGGGGUUUUCUGCAACGUACAUGAAGGAGAUUGAUGAGUGCGUAGUUCUAGAUCAUGGAUGUCAGCAUGAGUGUAUCAACACACUAGGAGGAUACGAAUGUAGCUGCCAUAUUGGCUAUGAACUCCGGAGCGACAAGAAAAUGUGUGAGAAUGCAUGCGGAGGCAUCAUUGAUGCUCUCAAUGGAACAAUUACAUCCCCAUCAUUCCCAGAUGUCUACCCAUUGUCCAAGGAAUGUGUAUGGGAGAUUGUAGCUCCACCGCAGUACAGAAUAACUCUCAACUUUACUCAUUUCGACCUGGAAGGGAAUAAUUUCUUCCAAAUGGAAUGUGAAUAUGACUCCCUCACAGUUUAUUCCAAGAUGACUGAUGACAACCUCAAACGGCAUGGAACCUACUGCGGAGGACGCCUACCGCCUUUAAUUACGUCCGAAACUAAUGCUAUCAGGGUGGAGUUUUCAUCAGACAAUACAGUUCAGAAGGGAGGCUUUGCAGCCAUCUUCUUUACUGACAUCGAUGAAUGCCAGGUUAACAACGGAGGUUGUCAGCAUGAGUGCAAGAAUACCAUCGGGUCCUACAUUUGUUCCUGCCACAACGGCUUUACUCUUCAUGACAAUGGGCAUGAUUGCAAAGAGGGUGGAUGCAAGCAUGAAAUUACCUCCCCUCAUGGUCAGAUCUUCAGCCCAAACUACCCAGACUACUAUCCAUCGAAGAAAGACUGCGUGUGGCACUUCACAACCACCCCAGGUCAUCGAAUUCGUCUCAUCUUCAACAGUUUCGAAGUUGAACCACAUCAGGAGUGCGCCUACGACCACAUUGCAAUCUACGAUGGGGAUAAUCCUGAUUCGAGCACAUUAGGGAAGUUCUGUGGCUCCAAAACGCCCCAUCCUAUUUCUUCCACCUCCAACGAACUUUUGCUACUCUUCAAAUCUGACUCUAGUGUUCAACGAAAGGGUUUCGUUGCGAGUCAUUCGACUGCAUGUGGAGGACACCUUCAGGCAACGAAUAAAGUCAAGCACUUCUACAGUCAUUCGCGAUUUGGGGACAAUGACUACGACAACAGAGCUGAUUGCGAUUGGACAAUUGAAGCGGAAACUGGGAAGAAUGUUCAACUCACCUUCUUGACGUUUGAACUGGAAAGUGAGGAGCAGUGUUCUUAUGAUUUUGUUGAAGUUUACGGAGGGGUUGAUGAUGUAAGUGGACCGUUGUAUGGAACCUACUGCGGAACUUUGAAUCCUCCGGAUAUAAUUUCAAUGAAUGAAGCUCUGCUGGUGCGCUUCCGGACAGACGAUAAUAUUGUGUUCAAGGGAUUUUCAGCUUCAUACGUCGCUGUGACGCCCUACGACGAUGACGACAAUGAUGAGGAGAUGAGUUCUGACAGUUCAGAGAUGAUGACCCCCUUCCCGGGGUCUCUGAAGAGUAUCUACAAAACAACCCUCCUCGAGAGUGAUGGUGAGGAUGAAGACGAAGACGUGAGCAUCACAACGAGCAAAUACAACAUCACAUCACCAACCACAAGUAGAUUUUCAGCAUCACAGGAAAGGAAUCGCGUCCCAAAUGCCAUUUCUGCAUCCUCCGAGGCACUCGAUUGAAAUAUUUUUAACAUAUUCGUAGCGUUUUAAAUUAAAUUAAAUAUUAAUAUUAAAAAAAACCCGAUAGACGUUUCGAUAGUUUAUGAAAAAGUAAAAGAAAAAGUAAUGAAGAAAACUGUAAUUGCACAAUUUUUCGUGCAUUAAUUAUUUAAGUGACUAAAAUGCCGUAUAAUCGUAAACUGAAAAUUAACUAAUUUUAAAAAAUCUUCUAACUUAAAUGUGACAUGAUCUUUGUAGUCUGGACAAUAAAUUCUCGUCGUGGAGAAAAUCAGAA